Suhomyces tanzawaensis NRRL Y-17324 is the source of this 3288-nucleotide messenger RNA. RefSeq names its product E3 ubiquitin-protein ligase. The transcript is spliced from 3 exons. Lineage: Eukaryota; Fungi; Ascomycota; Pichiomycetes; Serinales; Debaryomycetaceae. Gene Ontology annotation, cellular component: endoplasmic reticulum membrane. The record is from RefSeq and is a predicted model, not a curated record. Gene Ontology annotation, molecular function: zinc ion binding. The annotation marks the transcript as partial.
AGUUGUCGGAUCUGUCGUGGGGAAGCCACCAACUCCCAGCCAUUAUUCCACCCGUGUAAUUGUCGUGGUUCCAUCAAGUACGUGCACCAGGGAUGUCUCUUUGAGUGGCUUAAGCACUCCAACAAGUCUACCCACAAGUGUGACAUCUGCAACACCGAAUACAAAUUCAAGACCAUCUAUGACCCUGAAAUGCCCCAGCGGAUCCCCGUGGGGUUGAUCUUGUCCAAGUUCACCAACUUCGUGAGCUCAGGUAUCCUCAAGUCCAUCUCAGUGACCCUUUACGUGUUGUUUCUCCUCCAGUUGCCCAUGUUCUGGAAGUUUGCUGGUAGAGUGUACACAUGGGCCAUCGACGGCACGUUACCCCAGGAGAAUCCGUCAGUGCUCAACGCGUUGCUUCUUGGACGUUUCGACAUCUCCAGCCACAGAAAUGCUGUCACGACAGGCUCGCCCACCGACCUGCUAUUCGUGUACGCAGAACACAUCUUUCAGUACACCUACUACAGCGGAGUUAGACAUAUCUUCGUGUUUCUGCUCGUCCACAUUGCCCUCUUCAUUGAGCACGAAUGGGUGGUCCGCGACGAAGGCUAUACCAAGUCGUUAAUGAAGCGUAUCGGCAAAGAGCCCAGGACGAAGCUUCUGGACAUGUUGCAACAAGCGUUGACUGCCCUCCGUAACGACGGUGACAACGGCAAUGCAGAAGCUGCGCAAAAUGUGCACCAGCUUGAGAUGUUGGCCAGGGCCAUCGAUGAUCUCCAGAACGAAGACCCCAAUGCCAGGCCCAAUGGUGGACCCAACCAAUUCCAAAACACAGAAGAGGAGUUGAGAAGAAUCACCCAAAAUGGCGAUCUAUUUGGCGACAACAUGGCUCCAGUCGAUCCCUUGCCCAACAACAAUUUCGAGUUCGACAACGACAAUGAUGAACUCGACGACGAUGCAGUUGCAGCGGAAGAAGCAGAGGCUUUGGCAGCAGCAGCAGCCAAUGCAAACGGUGGUGGGGACUUUUUGGAAUUAUUCGGGUUUGCUUUUGAUAUCAAAACCCCCAUCAUUUGCACAAUCAUGGCCGAUUCGAUAAUAGCGGUUUAUUUGUUUGCUUUCUACUUUAUUCCCCAUACGAUCGGGAGCACCGUGGCUUCAUUUUCUAGAAUCUCCGUUGAGUUUGCUUAUUUGAGUAUAAAGCAGUAUUUUAUCGAACCUGUGUGGUUGACUAUUGCGUCCAUCUUCAUCGAGCCCAACCCAACCCACACGACUUUCCUCGAAAGAUUGAGUUUAUUGGCCAUUGGCUAUGGGAUAAUUGGCUACACAAUUUAUGCUCUCAUGAACAGUUUAACUGCAGGCAAGAAGCCAGUUUUGGGAGGCUCGAGAAAGGUCUUCAAAAUCUUGUUUGAGAUCACCUCCACAUUCAAGGUGUUCUUCAUAUUUGCUUUGGAGAUCGUGUUAUUCCCAAUGUACUGUGGAUGGUUACUUGACUUCUGUGGUGCUCCAGUUGUGUUGCCCAGGUUUUCUGUAAGCGAAUCUGAUGGCUCAAAAUCGAUACUAUUGCUAUUAUCUUCCAUCUCUGAGUUCACCCAAGCUUCGCACACUAGAUUGUAUGGAUACUGGGUCAUUGGAACCGCCUAUAUGUUAUGCAUCGCUCUAUUUGUGGGCAUGGUUAGGAACAAGAUAUUGAGACCUGGGGUAUUAUUUUUUAUCAGGUCGCCAGAAGAUCCUAACGCCAGAUUAAUUCACGAUGCAUUGGUGAAGCCAUUGAUGUUACAAAUGUCGAGAAUAUACUUGAGUGCAAAGGUUUAUACGGUUUUCAUCUUGGCAGGUAUUGGUGGAAUCACUUGGAGCUUGAGACUCUUUAAUAUGGGGGAUCUGAGCGAAGAUUCCACCUGGCGCCCUAGUCUUGCCAUGUUAUUAUCAAUUCCCUUCCAUGCUGCAACUAUAAAUUCUUACUUCUCACUCCUUCAAAAGUAUGUCCACAAAUAUUGGAAACGAGUCUUUGAGAUCUCGGCUCACAAAGUGAGGUUAUCCCAUUUUAUAUUGGGCAAACCAGUAUCCCAAGAAAGAGGUUACAUUGUCUAUAGGAAUGUUUUCCUCCAGUUGUUGGGUACCAGUCAGCCGGAUUAUUCUAGGCCAACCACAUACAGAGAGGCCAUCAAAAUAUUCGAGGAAAACCCUGAAGUCAAGGCUUGCUUUGUACCAAAUGGUUCUUACGUCAGAGUUCCCGAUAACGAUACAGUCUGUAGGAAAUAUGUCAAGAAAUUAUUUGUUGCCGUUACAAAAGACGAUAAGUUGAUCACCGCACCUGCUCAAUCGGAAUCCAGCGUUCAGUCAGGCUAUGAAACUCCUACAUCUGAUGAGGAACAAGAUGUGAACACCGAUAACCGUUACACUAUUGUCUACAGACCUCCUAAUCUCAAAACAAGGUGCUUUGGCUUGUUGGGCAUCUUGUGGGGAUUUUCCGUCAUUCUUUGUGUUUCAGUUUUCCUUAUUUCUUUGGUCAUUGGAAGACCUGUGGUCAGAGCUUUAGGUAUCAUUUUCCACUUUAUGGAGAUCUACAAAGGUGAAAUUUCCUUUAAGAACAGUUUCCCCUUGGACUGGAACUUGGAUGUGUACUCAAUUGGUAUUGGAUUCCGCAUCAUUAUGAUAUUGCUCGAGUCAUUUGACAAGAGGCUUGACGAAAGACAAACCCCUGGCGAAGUUCCAGCUGAGCAGGGAGCUGCUGCUCCACAAGAGUUCAAUAUUCCUAAUGAGGCUCUUCCUGCAAACCUAGGGGCAAACAAUAGAUUGCGAAUUGACUUAGGGGCCCAAUUCGUUUUCACGUUUGUCUUGUGGAUGACUGUGUGGGUAGGAGGAGUUCACCUUUAUUGUGUGGAAAUUCCUGCUCGCUUCUACCACCAGUUAGGACACCCCGUUCCGGUCUCAUUGUUUGAAUUGAACAGGUUCACCACUCCACUCCAUCUUUUGGUGUCCUACUGGACAAUUUUCGUGUAUCUCAAGUACCCCGUGGCUUGGAUUAAGAUGAUUUUACAGGACAUCGAUGGUGAAUUCGAUGGCGAGCCAACUAAGGUAUGGCUAAAGCUGCUCUUGAUCGAUUUUGCCUGUGUCUGGGGCCCAUCUGUGAUUAGUGCAAUUGGGUUGAAAGUCACAGGGUACGACCAAUACUUGGUGUAUGAUAAAGCGCUUAUUUUCAGCGUCUAUGCUGGGAUAAAGCUACUUCUUGCGUUAAUUUCGGCAUACAACUCGUUGGUCGAAAGUGUCAAGAACGAAAAGUAUGUGAGAGGCAGAACCAUUCAAAAUAUUGAU